Molecule: messenger RNA, 1180 nt
Organism: Dunckerocampus dactyliophorus (ringed pipefish)
Lineage: Eukaryota; Metazoa; Chordata; Actinopteri; Syngnathiformes; Syngnathidae
Product: histone H4
Exons: 1
Coding region: 53-364 (103 amino acids)
Biological process (GO): nucleosome assembly
Cellular component (GO): nucleosome
Molecular function (GO): DNA binding; protein heterodimerization activity; structural constituent of chromatin
Source: RefSeq, a predicted model, not a curated record
UGGAAGCCAAUCAGUCUAGCUACGCAAGUGUUGCUUUGCAAGCCAGUUGAAGAUGUCCGGACGAGGCAAGGGAGGUAAAGGUUUGGGGAAAGGAGGCGCCAAGCGUCACCGUAAAGUUCUGCGCGAUAACAUCCAGGGUAUUACCAAGCCCGCCAUCCGCCGUCUGGCUCGCCGCGGCGGCGUCAAGCGUAUCUCCGGUUUGAUCUACGAGGAGACUCGCGGUGUGCUGAAGGUGUUCCUGGAGAACGUCAUCCGCGAUGCCGUCACCUACACCGAGCACGCCAAGAGGAAGACUGUGACCGCCAUGGAUGUAGUCUACGCACUCAAGAGACAAGGACGUACUUUGUACGGCUUUGGAGGUUAAACGCGUCACUCAUCGAACAACCAAAAAAGGUCCUUUUCAGGGCCACACACUAUCUACAAAGAGUUUAUGUUCCAUUUUGUUAAAAAAUGCAUGGAAACUGUAGAAAUGCGCUGAUGCUGUGGGUGCAAUUCUUUAGCUCACAAGAAACUUUACUCCAGUUGUAAUAGUUGACAACUACAAAGAUCCAAAUUCUACAAAUUUAACAACGAAAUAGCUAGGGGUGGUCGAUACUGCCAAUGUAGGCAUCACUCUGAUACCAAAUACAGGUCCAGCACUGCAGACACUGACACCUACUACAAGGGCAUGGAAUUGAUCGCAGCGAUUGUCAGGUCAGGUUGUCUUAGAAGAUGUUUCACUUCUCAACCGAGUAGGCCAAGCGAGAAGUCUAACCUGAACAGUCCAGUUGCAAUGGAUUCAAUGCCCUAAGAAUACUAUGACCUGGAUGAGACCAUGUUGCCUUUGCCUUUUAGCUUAUAUUAUACAUGUAUUUCAUUUGAAAAGCUGCUGUCCUUUAUUGUUGUAACGUUAUUGCACACUAUAUUUUCUUUUAUUUGUACUUUUUCCAUUUGUAUAAUUUCAAAAGCCUCAUGUGGACAAGUGUUGCAAAUUAGCACAUGUGCUAAAACACUCAAACAAUGCAUCUGGUUUGUCAAAUGUUAUUGUGAUGUCCACACAAAAUAACUAAAACUGUCAUUCAAAUCAGUCAGUGAUUAUUAACAGACUUGUUAAUAUUUCUUAACUUAUUAUAUUCGGGUAACGCUUGUUAAAAUUGUGAUAUCACUGAGUUGUGAUUAAAUGAAUUUCAUCACAUGCAUG